Molecule: messenger RNA, 1626 nt
Organism: Plasmodium inui San Antonio 1
Lineage: Eukaryota; Apicomplexa; Aconoidasida; Haemosporida; Plasmodiidae
Product: CMGC/MAPK protein kinase
Exons: 1
Coding region: 1-1626 (541 amino acids)
Biological process (GO): protein phosphorylation; intracellular signal transduction
Cellular component (GO): cytoplasm; nucleus
Molecular function (GO): ATP binding; MAP kinase activity
Source: RefSeq, a predicted model, not a curated record
AUGCUCAAGAAGAAAAAGGAGCUUUCCAACAUAGAUGGGGAAGAGAAAAUUGCCAAGAAGAAGAGUAACUUAGCUGUGAAAUCGGCUUGCUUGAAGAAAAAGGGUAACACCAGUACGGAGGCCACAGACGGGGAGGAGAAGGCGGCAAAAAGCGACCCUGUGAAGGGGAAGACGCAUGGAGGAGGAGCUAAGCAGUGCACCAUCGUGGAGAGAAAAAAAAGCGAGAAGGGGAAGGACCAAAAAGUUGGCGCUUCAGAUGUUGCCCCCUCAAAAGUUACCGCUUCAGAUGUCGCCGCUUCAAAAGUUGCCCCUUCCAAAGCUGCCGCUUCCAAAGUUGUCGGCGAAAGAGGGAGGGAGGAAAAGAUCAACAUAAAGGAGGCAAUCAUAAAGAACGUGAAGGUGCCAGACAACUAUGAAAUCAAGCAUCUGAUAGGGAGGGGGUCCUACGGGUAUGUGUACCUAGCCUACGACAGAAACACGAAGACAAACGUCGCAAUCAAGAAGGUGAAUAGGAUGUUCGAAGACCUGAUUGACUGUAAGAGAAUCCUCAGAGAAAUAACCAUCCUGAACAGGCUAAAAAGUAACUAUAUAAUCCGAUUGCGCGAUUUGAUAAUCCCCGAGGAUUUGCUACAGUUUGACGAGCUCUACAUCGUGCUCGAAAUAGCCGAUUCGGAUCUGAAGAAACUUUUUAAGACGCCAAUUUAUCUGACGGAGGAGCAUGUGAAAACGAUCCUUUACAAUUUACUCUUGGGAGAAAAGUACAUCCACGAGUCAGGCAUUAUACACAGAGAUUUAAAGCCAGCCAACUGUCUACUGAACCAAGAUUGCUCCGUUAAAAUUUGCGACUUUGGACUAGCCAGAACGAUCAACUGUGAAAAUGACAUUCAUAUUGUACAGGAUUUGGAGGAGAAGGAGGAAAAUGAAAAACCAGGUCCACACAAUAAAAAUCUGAAGAAACAACUAACCAGUCAUGUGGUGACCAGAUGGUAUAGAGCUCCAGAGCUUAUUUUGCUACAAGAAAAUUAUACCAAUUCGAUUGACAUUUGGUCCACGGGGUGCAUAUUCGCUGAAUUAUUAAACAUGUUGGAGAGUCAUGUGAAUAACCCUACAAAUCGAUUCCCAUUAUUCCCAGGUUCCUCUUGUUUUCCCCUCUCUCCUGAUCAUAACUCUAAGAAGGUACAUGAAAAAAGCAACAGAGAUCAGCUAAACAUCAUUUUUAACGUUAUAGGAACCCCCUCGAAAGAGGAUCUAAGGAGUAUCAAGAAGGAUGACGUCAUCAGGUAUAUUAAGCUCUUUCCACCCAGAGACGGAAUCGACUUUAGAAAAAAAUUCCCCUCCAUUUCGGAGGAUGGAAUUGACUUACUACAGUCUAUGCUUAAAUUUAACGCUAAGAAUAGGAUCACAAUUGACAGCGCUCUGAGUCACCCCUACCUGAAGGAUGUUAGAAAAACUAACUUGGAGAGCUUUACUGCUAGUAAGAUUAUUCUACCCUUCGAUGAUUGGAUGAUGCUCUCCGAGACGCAGCUCCGGUACAUUUUUCUGAAGGAGAUCCAGUCCUUCCACCCAGAGUUGGUCAUCCCACCGAAGCUGUCUGUUCACGAGGGUACCUUCUACAACGAGGUGUAG